AUGUCAUCGACAACGUCAACUGCCGGAUUUUCCGCCUCGUACAUUGCAUACAAUGAAGGUCAUACCCUGGCUAGAAUCAGCUAUGCAAUGAUACCCAUUUCUGGUAUCAUUACUGCCGCCAGAUUCUGGUCAAGGAAGCGGAAGCACAUAUCAUACGGCUGGGACGAUUGGUUGACUCUGAUAUCUCUGCCGUCUACUGGGGCGGCGUUGGAAGAAACAUGGCAGUGGUUUUGGCAGAAGACAAAAUGUUUGUUCAUGACCGAAAUCGUGUACGGGACGUGUCUUUGUACGAUCAAAGCCGCCAUUUUGCUCAUGUAUCGCCGCAUCUUCCCGACUCGGCUUAUGGAAAUCGGAGGAUGGUGCAUUGGCGCUAUCACGAUAGCUUUCUGGCUUGCUGGUAUUCUUGUCAGCGUUUUUCAGUGCAGGCCGAUCCGCAAGACCUGGGACCCGUUCAUGGAAGGAGGAACCUGCCUGAACAAGUAUCAGUUCUUCCUGGGAAGCUCAAUCUCUAACAUUAUCACGGAUGCUUUCAUGCUCAUUCUGCCAGUCCUCGAGGUUCUAAGGCUGCAGAUUCGCUUCGGACAAAAGAUUGCUAUCGCAGGAAUCUUUCUGCUAGGCAGUUUCACACCGUCCAAUAAAUCCGGCGAUACGAGCGAGCUUGUAACAAUUGGAGGCGGGACGAACUUAAAGCACAGUGCGAAGCCUAAGGUAAGGGACUCAUUCAUGCGUCUGCAUGGCAACGACUCUACAGAGGAACCGGUCUUGUGGCCUAGUACCUAUGCGGGAGACUUGGCCACGACCAUUGAGGGAGCACAGGACGACAGCUCAAGCACGCAAGCUGCCAUCCCUCUGGACACAAUCAAGGUGCAGAAAGCCAUCACCUGGGUGGAAUCGAAACCGAACGUUUAG
Grosmannia clavigera kw1407 is the source of this 909-nucleotide messenger RNA. RefSeq lists its product as uncharacterized. The coding region runs from base 1 to 909 and encodes 302 amino acids. The transcript has 4 exons. The record is from RefSeq and is a predicted model, not a curated record. NCBI's taxonomy places the organism in Eukaryota, Fungi, Ascomycota, Sordariomycetes, Ophiostomatales, Ophiostomataceae.